This is a messenger RNA of Cucurbita moschata (crookneck pumpkin), 1102 nucleotides long. RefSeq lists its product as uncharacterized. The transcript is spliced from 5 exons. Bases 234 to 986 code for a protein of 250 amino acids. The record is from RefSeq and is a predicted model, not a curated record. NCBI's taxonomy places the organism in Eukaryota, Viridiplantae, Streptophyta, Magnoliopsida, Cucurbitales, Cucurbitaceae.
UUCGAGUUUUUAUCUGUUUUUUUUCCUUUUCAAGCCCUCUGGCGUUCUUCACAGCUUUUCCCAAAUCCCAUACCCCUCCAGAUGGUGUCUUUGUCAGCCUCACCUUUCAAUAUAUUAUUUCUCGAACUUCGUUUUGCGGCUUUUACCAUACUUUCUUUCUUUGUCUUCAUCUUCUCCCCUGUUUUGUCUCCAAACAAUCGAAGCUUGGAGGCGGGUCGAGGGUAAAAUCCAGUAUGAGUCUGCAAUUGAAGCCAAUUCACCACCGUGGCCAGCAGCCGUAUCAACCCAGUUUCCGUGUAAACCAUUCAUUCAUUUCUUUGCUGCCCAAUUGCCAUUUAUUGAAUGGAAAACGAGGGGUUUCAAUAGAUGGGUCUGUUAGGCCGUUGGGAUUAUUACUCAACGAUCGGAGGAGAAGACGAAAUGGGGGCGGCGGCGGUGGAUUCGGUUACAGGAGUAUUGUGGCGUCCGGCAUUGCUCGUGCACCGAUUUCAGAUGGGUCGAAACCAGACAAAGGCUUUGUUUCUCCUCCCCUCAGUGACAUCCUUUGGCCUUCUGCAGGGGCAUUUGCAGCGAUGGCAAUGCUGGGGAAAAUGGAUCAGAUUCUAGCGCCAAAAGGGCUUUCUAUGACAAUUGCGCCAUUAGGAGCCGUCUGUGCUAUCCUGUUCGCAGCGCCCUCAUCCCCUGCUGCUCGAUACAAUAUGUUCAUGGCCCAGAUUGGGUGUGCGGCAAUUGGGGUUUUGGCGUUUACUUUGUUGGGGCCUGGAUGGCUAGCUAGAAGCUCUGCUCUGGCUGCAUCCAUGGCGUUCAUGAUCUAUACUGGUUCGACGCACCCACCAGCUGCAAGUUUGCCGCUAAUGUUCAUCGAUGGAGCUAAGAUGCAGCAUCUCAAUUUCUGGUAUGCUCUGUUUCCGGGUGCCGCUGGAUGUCUUCUCCUUUGCUUCAUACAAGAGAUAGUGGUGUACUUGAAGGAGAAGUUCAAAUUUUGAGUGUCACACAUGGAACAGCCAUUAUUGAAGGUGUCCCAAACCUCAUUUUUGUGAGUUUUGAUGGAAAAAUAAUUCUAUAAAUCUUAUUCCAAUCUUUUAUGUACUUAUGAAACGAU